Humulus lupulus (European hop) is the source of this 772-nucleotide messenger RNA. RefSeq lists its product as uncharacterized. The transcript is spliced from 2 exons. NCBI's taxonomy places the organism in Eukaryota, Viridiplantae, Streptophyta, Magnoliopsida, Rosales, Cannabaceae. The record is from RefSeq and is a predicted model, not a curated record. Bases 109 to 492 code for a protein of 127 amino acids.
UGUGUACACACUCAACCUCAAACUCCUUAAAGUUGAGUUGUGCUGUGCUGUGCCGUGUUCUGUGUAGCUAUAGGUUUCUUUCUCUUCUCUGUGUCAAGUCUUUUGUAGAUGAGACCACCUCCUGGUGGGCCUGGGCCUGGACCUAUUGUUGGUCCUCCGCCGGGCUUUCUUGGUGGCCUUUUCAGUGGCUUGUACAACACCAUAUCUUCUUGUGUCUACGUGCUAUGCUGUUGCUGGUUGAUACAAGACUGUUUCGGCGGUCCAGCUGGGCCUCCUGAAGGCCCACGUGCUCCUCCUGGCCUAGCUUGGCCAACUCCUCAGCAACCUGGCCCACCGGGCCUUGCUUUACUGCCUCCUCCUGGGCCUCCAGCACCUCCUUUCGACCCAAUUCCCCCACCUGGACCUUCUUUAGGCCCACCAGGCCCUUUUGGGCCUCUAGGAGGCCCACCUAGUCCUCCCGGUCCCGGACCUUAUGGGGGUCCGCCGCCAUGACCAUAUUGUCAUUAUUGUAUUGUAAUGCAUAGUGGCAUAAAGAUUUUUCUACGUUUCAUCAUAUGCUUGUCACUGUUCAUUCACUAAGAUAUUCAGUGUCCAAACAAAUAAGUGAGAACAGUGAGUGGUAGUAAUUACUAAAGAGUAGCUUUUCUUUAUGAUUGUUGAAAAGUUUAGUAGUAAACAAGAUUGUAUGGGAUUUUGUAUGAAUAAAUUUAGUUUUAUGUAAAUUACACCGAUAAGAGUAUGCAAUGUCAAGUAAGGAUCCACAUUUUUCUCA